UCAACGUGAAAACGAAAUUCCUGAAAUAAUUAUACAACCUGUCGCGGAAAAAUAAAGAAUCGAUAAAGAUGGUUAGCAAAGGUUUCAAAUAUGUGUCCCAGUAGAAAGCGUAAACUGUCUAAUACUACGAAUGAAAUUGGUAAAAGCAGUAAUGUCAAAGUUGUUGUGCGAGUGCGACCAUUGAACUCGAUGGAGUUAGUUGGGAAUCAUACAAAUGUUGUUCGUCCCAUGGACGAUCGUGUUGUGGUUUUCGAUCCUCACGAAGACUACGAUGCGAGCAGUUUUAUACCAAAUGCGAGAACACGUCGGCGAAGUAAUAUACUUGAAAAGAGGGUGAAAGACUUGCGGUUUAUAUUUGAUCGUGUCUUCGAUGAGAGAUCGAACAAUGAAGAAAUAUUCAAUCAUACGACAAAGACGAUAAUCGACGGAGUUCUUAAUGGAUACAAUUGUACUGUGUUUGCAUAUGGUGCUACGGGAGCUGGCAAAACUCACACAAUGCUUGGUAAUGAUAAAACUCCUGGAGUCAUGUUUUUAACUAUGAUGGAUUUGUACAAAAGAAUUGAUGAAAUGAAAAUUGAGAAAACAUGUGAAGUAGCUGUGUCCUACCUUGAGGUCUACAAUGAAACAAUCAGAGAUUUGUUAAUGGCUGGUAAAGAUCUUGCAAUAAGAGAAGAUCCACAAAAAGGGGUUUGCGUGAAUAAUCUCACACUCCAUCAGCCAAGAAGCGCCGAAGAAUUAUUUGGUAUGUUGGAGUUUGGAAACAGAAAUCGAAGUCAACAUCCGACGGACGCCAACGCCACCUCCUCUAGGUCUCACGCGGUUUUUCAAGUGUUUGUGAGGCAGAAAAGGACUGGGUCUGGUUUGAAAGCCGAUUUUCAGGUUGCAAAGAUGUCUCUUAUUGAUUUGGCUGGUUCAGAAAGGGCGACUGUUACCAAGAAUAAAGGACCACGCAUGCGCGAAGGAGCAAACAUCAAUAAGUCAUUGUUGGCUCUUGGAAACUGCAUCAAUGCUUUAGCUGAGAACAAGAAAAACGCCCACAUUCCUUAUCGCGAUAGUAAGUUGACAAGAAUUUUGAAAGAUUCACUUGGAGGCAAUUGUAAAACUGUGAUGAUUGCCGCUGUCAGUCCUUCAUCGUUAUCGUAUGAAGACACUUACAACACCUUAAAGUAUGCUGAUAGAGCAAAGAACAUCAAAUCAAGUCUUGUGAAAAAUAUAGUCAGUGUUGACCUUCACUUGAGCCAGUAUCCAAAACUCGUAAAAGAACUACAGGCAGAGGUUUGUCAAUUAAAGGAAAGACUAAAUAAAUUUGAAAUGGGUGAAGCUACGCCAAUGAAGAAAAGACGUUUGGACGAGAGUAGGAAAGACGAAUUUGAAAAGUUGAAGAGUGAGAUUAAAUCUGUGUACAAUCAGAAAGGUGACAUUCGUAAAAAUAUUCUUGAUACUGAAUGUCUAGAGAAAGAAAUGAUGGAAAAACUACAUCGAAAGAAAAGAAACAUGGAAUGGAUGAAUAUUCUUUCUUAUGACGACUUGAAAAUGAACAAGGUCGAAACAAAAGUACGAAAGUGUUUAUCAGUUACAAAAUCGCGGAUAAGACACUUGAAAGAACGACGAGAAAAGUUGAAUGAGCAGGCUCGUGAGAACAGUGAAUGGCUUCGUCGUACUCAGAAUGAUUUCAAAAUUAUUGAAUCGCUUCAAUCUUCUAUGGAUAUGCUAUCAUUUUUAACUGUGUACGAGACAUCGUGCCGCAAUAAAAUACAGGCAGAUGAAUUGAUGCAAGAAGCAAAGUAUUACAAGAAAUGUAUAAAAAAUUACGAAUUGCACAGGAAAAUAGAAAAGCGUUUGAUUGAGUCGUUGCUAAAAUGCGUUCGUAAGCAGCACGUCGUUCUGAUGUCCUCUGAAAUGAACACUGAGGAAAUGGAUAAAGAAUAUGAAAAUAUUCUUAACAUGGUUGAGGAUAACAGAGAGGUGGCAUGGGCCGAUCAAAUGACGACCUUAGAUAACAGGGAAACAUCUGACGGGAUAUCUUUUGCAAUAGAAAACUUAAGAACUCCCUGCCGUUCACCUCGAUCGCAAAGAAGGGUUUGCAGUAUUGAUCUUACACCACGUAGAAUGAACAUUGAACGAACGCCAUCGUUAACGCUUAGCUCUACUGUUCCACUACGCGUAGAAAGUGACGUCAUUCCUCAAAGUGGAUUACCAGGAUCUUCAUACACUGACAGAGACGAAAAUAUGUCGAAAACAAAGUCACCAUGCUCAGUCCGUCUUAAUCUCAUUAAUGAGUUAAAUAGGCAUGAUUCGGGAGUUGAAUGUGCAUCAAAAGCAACUGUCGACUCUUCAUCGGAGAAUAAGACGAUUGAAAUGAAACGAUCGAAGUUAAAGACAAGAAAUACAGUUAACAAGAGCGUAGGUCUUCCACUUCGAGAGAAAACCAACAACUCAAACCCAGGAAGUUAUAAAAACAUGCAGCCAGAGCAGAAUUUUAAUUCAAGUUCAGAUAUCGAAAAUGCUCGUGGAGUACGUGGCAAUACUUUGUUAAAGAACUCUAAUUCCCAAAGAAUAAAAGGAAAAGAUAUGUUGCCAAAAAGGGUUGUCACACAUGAAUCCUCAGCUAGCCAAUCAAGACGUUUGUGUUCAUCGCGAUCUGAGUCAUCCAUUGGUCAUGCACAAAAGAUAGAAAAUUGAAAAUUAAAAGAGUUAAAAGUAAGAGUAAUUAAUCCGAUUAAUGCGAUUGCUCUUACUUUUAAUUGUUACAAGAUAGAAAAUUGCAGUAUUGUUAUGAGCAAACAUGUAUAUAAUACUUGGUUUGAAAGAAUAAAUAUUUUAACAGUAAAAA
Messenger RNA from Xenia sp. Carnegie-2017, 2833 nucleotides. RefSeq names its product kinesin-like protein KIF18A. Lineage: Eukaryota; Metazoa; Cnidaria; Anthozoa; Malacalcyonacea; Xeniidae. Gene Ontology annotation, biological process: microtubule-based movement. The transcript has 14 exons. The record is from RefSeq and is a predicted model, not a curated record. Gene Ontology annotation, molecular function: ATP binding; microtubule binding; microtubule motor activity. Bases 91 to 2682 code for a protein of 863 amino acids.